Benincasa hispida (wax gourd) is the source of this 1195-nucleotide messenger RNA. Its product is annotated as glyoxylate/hydroxypyruvate reductase HPR3-like. Gene Ontology annotation, cellular component: cytosol. Gene Ontology annotation, molecular function: hydroxypyruvate reductase [NAD(P)H] activity; glyoxylate reductase (NADPH) activity; NAD binding. The record is from RefSeq and is a predicted model, not a curated record. Lineage: Eukaryota; Viridiplantae; Streptophyta; Magnoliopsida; Cucurbitales; Cucurbitaceae.
CAAACUACAAUCUUUAAGGCCCUUAUCCAUAAAACAAAUUUGGGUGUCUCAAAUGUGUAUUUUGGUAGUAGCCGUCCUAUAGCUAAGUAGAAUGGAAGAAUCGGAAGGCGAUAGCAAGAAGCUUCCUGAAGUUUUGGUUCUAGGUUCUCCAUGGUUAUUCCCCGCUCUCGAAUCCCAAUUCUCAAGCCGAUUCCAUUUCCUCCGACCAUCCCUUUCCGAUCUCCCCCUUCUCCAAUUCCUCUCUUCCUAUGCCCAAUCCAUCCAAGCCUUGCUCAUCCCCGGCGGCUUCCUCAUCACCUCCGCCGUUCUCCAUUGCCUCCCGGCGCUUAAGCUCGUCGUAACUACCAGCGCCGGCGUCGAUCACCUCGAUUUGCCGGAAUUGCGCCGCCGUCAGAUCGCCAUUGCCUAUGUUGCGGACUUGUACUCUGAAGAUGUCGCUGAUUUCGCCGUUGGAUUACUGAUUGACGUUCUCAUGAAGGUCUCGGCGGGAGAUCGGUUCCUUAGGCUAGGGUUUCCGUCUACCAAAGGGGAUUUUCCCUCCCUCCGAUCAAAGCUAAGUGGCAAAAGAAUUGGUAUAGUUGGAUUGGGGCAAAUAGGGUCUAAAGUUGCCAAAAGACUGGAGGGAUUUGAGUGCAAAAUCUCAUACAACUCAAGGACUAAAAAGCCAUUAGUUCCAUACUCCUACUAUUCCAAUGUAUAUGAACUUGCAAGCAACUGUGACGGCCUUGUAAUUUGUUGUGGGAUAACGAAAGAAACUCGACAUAUGAUCAACAAGGAGGUGAUGGUUGCACUGGGAAAAGAUGGAGUGAUAAUCAACAUCGGUCGAGGGGCGAUCAUCGACGAGAAGGCGAUGGUUGAAUGUUUGAUUAAGGGGGAGAUUGGGGGAGUUGGACUAGAUGUGUUUGAGAAUGAACCUGAAAUUCCUGAAGAGCUCUUUAGUCUUGAUAAUGUUGUAUUAUCACCACAUGUUGCUGUUAUGACACAUGAAACUUUAGUGGAUUUGUCUAAGUUGGUGGUGGACAACUUGGAGGCAUUCUUCUCAAACAAACCUUUGGUAUCUCUGUUUCCUAAUUAACAUACUCUUUUGAAAUGUUUCAUUUCCAACCCUUCUACUUUGACAUUGAUCUCAAAAAUACUCUUGAGAUUAAAGGAAAUGAAUUCUUAAAGUGGAAGUGAUUGAUCAUCUUUUUGCCCA